Messenger RNA from Aureobasidium namibiae CBS 147.97, 798 nucleotides. RefSeq names its product glycoside hydrolase. The record is from RefSeq and is a predicted model, not a curated record. The coding region runs from base 1 to 798 and encodes 265 amino acids. Lineage: Eukaryota; Fungi; Ascomycota; Dothideomycetes; Dothideales; Saccotheciaceae. The transcript has 2 exons.
AUGUACUCGACUCUAGCCAUCCUUUCCGGUCUCCUGACCUUCAUCACCUUCACCACCACAGUCUCCGCCCACGGCUUCGUCCAGGGCAUCGUCACAGGCCACAAAUGGUACCCGGGCGCCCAACCCUGGUGGCGCGUGAACCCCUCCAUCCCUCACGCCAAAACCGCAGGCUGGUCAUCUCUGAACCAAGAUCUCGGUUUCAUUUCUCCCUCGGAAUACAACACUGCAGCCAUUGCUUGCCACAAAAGCGCCAAAUCUACCAACACUCGCAUCCCCGCAAAGGCUGGAGAUAAAGUGAGAUUGCUAUGGAGCGAGUGGCCGGCGAGCCAUAAAGGACCUGUUCUCACUUAUAUGGCAAAAUGUCCUGGCGAUUGCAGUAUUGUGGAUCCUACUACUCUUGACUGGUUCAAGAUCGAUCAGGCGGGUCUGAUUAAUGGAAAUCCUGCACCUGGCACAUGGGCCUCGGACACGCUCAUCGCAAACAACAACUCCUGGACCAUCACCAUUCCUUCCACCAUCAUCGCUGGCUCCUACGUACUGCGCCACGAAAUCAUCGCUUUGCACAGCGCAGAUCACGACAACGGAGCCCAAAACUACCCCAACUGCAUCAAUUUCCAAAUCUCUGGAAAGGGAACUGCUAAGCCUGCAGGUGUCAAAGCUACAAAGUUGUACGGUGCCAAGGAUAAGGGUAUUGCGGUUAGCAUUUAUUGGCCCGUGUUGAAGAGUUAUGCUAUUCCUGGGCCGGCGGUGUGGAAGGGAGCGGUCAAGAGGUGGGUGGAGAGGAUCUGGGAGGCAUAA